This is a messenger RNA of Cyprinodon tularosa, 1920 nucleotides long. It is a transcript of the gene cwf19l1, whose product is annotated as CWF19 like cell cycle control factor 1. The transcript has 14 exons. NCBI's taxonomy places the organism in Eukaryota, Metazoa, Chordata, Actinopteri, Cyprinodontiformes, Cyprinodontidae. The record is from RefSeq and is a predicted model, not a curated record. Gene Ontology annotation, biological process: mRNA splicing, via spliceosome. Gene Ontology annotation, molecular function: RNA lariat debranching enzyme activator activity. The coding region runs from base 119 to 1780 and encodes 553 amino acids. Gene Ontology annotation, cellular component: post-mRNA release spliceosomal complex.
CCGCCAAUAAAUCCAAGAAGAAGAAUAAGAAUUAGUUCCGGGCUUGUUUCACUCGGACUUUUUUGGGGGACGGACGAUGUGUUGAAAAAGGCAUCUGGAGCCAGUUUGAAGCAGGAAAAUGGGAGAACAACCUGUGAGAGUCUUGGUGUGCGGGGAUGUUGAAGGCAGACUCGGCUCUCUGUUCAGCAGAGUUCAGGCCAUCCAGAAGAAAACGGGACAGUUUGAUCUGCUGCUCUGUGUUGGAGAGUUCUUUGGAUCCACAGCUGAAGCUGAGGCAGAGUGGCAGCAGUACAAAGCUGGAGCUAAGAAAGCUCCGAUCCACACUUACAUACUGGGUGCAGCGAGUCAGGAGACGGCGAAGAACUUCCCUAACUCUGAUGGAUCUGAACUGGCUGAAAACAUCACAUAUUUAGGUCGGCGCGGCGUGUUCACCGGAGCGUCCGGACUGCAGCUGGCCUACGUCAGCGGCAGGGAGGCCCUCCAGGAACCGGCCCCGGCCCACUGCUUCACCUCCAAGGACCUGUCGGCGCUCGUCACGUCGCUGAGCAGCAGCUCCAAGUUCAGGGGCGUGGACAUCCUGCUGACGUCACAGUGGCCGCGUGGCGUGUGGCACUAUGGAAACAACCCGGAGCUGAACACAAAGUCUUGUGGAAGCGGCUCCAUCGCCAGCCUCGCUGAGAAGCUGAAACCGCGUUAUCACUUUGCUGCACUAGAGGGCGUUCACUAUGAGAGGCUCCCAUACAGAAAUCAUGUGGUUCUCCAGGAAAACGCUCAACAUGUCAGCCGCUUCAUCGCCCUGGCAGCCGUCAACAACCCCGCCAAGAAGAAGUAUCUGUACGCCUUCAACAUCGUCCCCAUGAAGAACAUGGAUCCCACGGAGCUGGUGAAGCAGCCUCAGGAUGCAACAGAGAAUCCCUACAGACGCUCCAUUAAGGACAAGGCGGAGACAAAGAAAGCUGCGUUCAGCACCGCCGAUGAGGAGGAGCCGGCCAGUCAGUUCUUCUUUGACCUGAGCUCAAAGGAGGGCGGGGCUUCUCGCGGCAGGAAGAGGCCCUGGGAUGGAGACGGACGAGGGCGAGGAGGAGACGGGCGUCACCACGGCCAGCCCAACCAACCGCGCCGGCACCCGCAGCCCACUGGUCCCUGCUGGUUCUGUCUGGCCAGUCCUCAAGUGGAGAAACAUCUGGUCGUCAGUAUAGGAACACAUUGUUACCUGGCUCUGGCUAAAGGCCCUCUGACCCCCCGCCAUGUGCUCAUCCUGCCCAUCGGCCAUUACCAGUCUGUGGUGGAGCUGAGCUCCGAGGUGGUGGAGGAGAUGGAGAAGUACAAGACGGCCCUGAAGAACUUCUACAAGAGCAAAGGAGAACGCUGCGUGGUGUUUGAGAGGAACUACAAGAGUCAACAUCUGCAGCUGCAGGUGGUUCCUGUUCCACUCAACCGCUGCACCACUGAGGACAUCAAGGAGGCCUUUAUGGUCCAGGCUCAGGAGCAAAACAUGGAGCUGAUGGAGAUUCCUCAACACACCGACCUCAAACAGAUUGCUCCUCCAGGAACUCCUUACUUCUACGUAGAGCUGGACUCUGGGGAGAAACUCUACUACCGGAUCCAGAAAAACUUUCCUCUGCAGUUUGGAAGGGAGGUUCUGGCCAGCGAGGUAUUGCUGAACAUCCCAACUCGAGCCGACUGGAAGGAGUGUAAACAGAGCCGAGAAGAGGAGGAGGACGGCUGCAAACGCCUGAGAGACGAUUUCCAGCCGUACGACUUUGCCUGGGAAGACUGAUGGAACACACGCCUGUUUAGCAGUAGAUGUGGGGACAUUCGGUGCAGAUGCUUCAGUGUCGGAUCAACGCUGGGUCGUCUUUUUUAGAUUUAAGGUGGAAUUUGUAAUAAAAAUAUAAAAAUGUCUUUUGUACGUUUGUG